AAUGACAAAUGAAGGUAUUUGCAAUAAUUUGUGACAACUGUUAGGUUAAAUUUAACUUUUUUGCUGAAAUAUAAGGGAGUUUUCCUAAAUUUUAUGAUUCUAAUUGUUAUUUAAUGUAAGUUAAAGUUCUUGUUUAUGUGUUCAGUAUUAGUGUUUUCUUUGCAACAUGUUUUGUAAAUGGAGAUAGCCUUUAAGAAGUAUGGAGUCGACUACAGAUGAAAAGGAUAGUGACGCAAUUCAACAGCUUCAAGCUGAUAGUAAAAAGCUGCGUGAUGAAUUUGAUAGUCAGAGAGCAAAAUUUAAAGAACUAUUUCUUCAAAAGGAAGAUGAACUUAUAAGAAAAAAUAAAGAAAACGAAGAUCUUCAAGAUAAACUAGCAAAACUUCAAAGGGAGUUGGAUGAUGCUAAGAGUCAGCUUGUUGUUACUAACAUUACCCUUGAAUCUAGUUUAGAGGCUGAGAAAAGAAAGGCAGAAAGUGAAAUUGCAUCGUUGCAGCGAUUAAUUCAUGAGACUGUUGAAGAGUCAAGCUCAUCAAAAACAGUUUACGACACUGAAAUAAGAAAGUUACAGAAAACCAUUCAAGUACUUGAAAAUGAGAUGGGAGCGCUUAAAUCAGAGAGACAUUCAGUACAGGAGCAAAGCUCUGGCUUAGUGCCAAGUGUUAUGUUGAGUGCAGUAACUAAAACUUUGGCUAGGAAACUUGGCGCUGACGUGUUUUCCUCUCAAGAUGGAGAAAGCUACCAGAAAAUAGAAAAUGACGACGAUCACACCAAAGAAGAUGCAGAAGUCUUGCGCUCUCUUGUUGUCCCACUUGAAGAAGAAAUAAAAGCUUUAAAAGACAAACUUAGGGCUACUGAUAGACAGCUACAAAAAUGCAAGCAGUGCAGACACAUUCCCGAACAAGAGGUUCCCAGGGCACCAUCCAACCAGUCGUUAGCUAGUGUUGGAGAGGGUCAACUUGGAGUCUCAGUCGUCGACGAAAAUAAAAAAACCGUCCCGGAACAGUCCCAAAUUUCAUCCCAAUGCGAUAUGUGUCGAAAUUAUGAAGCUCAGUUAGUCAAAGAGCAACAAAAGGUCAGCGAACUUCAGUCAAAGGUCUCUGCGUGUGAAAAAGCCGCUGAGAAACACAGAGAGGAACUUCUCAAAGAAAUUGGCUUCAGAAAGGACAUGGAAGAAAAAUGGAACGAAAAGAAGGAAGAACACAAACAGCAGGUUGCAGAGUUAUCGCGAAGAACAGAAUGUGCAGAACAAGAUCUCAAAGAAGCCCAACUGCUUUUUAAGCAAACAUGCAAUGAAGUAGAGCAAAGGCUUAAAGAUUUGAUAGAGGAUAGGGAAAAUGUAGCUAAAGAAUUAACAAGAUUACAAAAAGAGAACGAAAGUCUGGCUGGAAAAUACACCGCUCAUUCUCAGGAGCUGCAGAGUGAAAUAAUCAACCUUCCCAACACAGUAGAGGAGUUGCAAGAAGUCGUGCUGAAAACAAUUCAAGACUUAAUAAUUGCGAAAGUAGGUAAAGAAGCAACUGAAGAACAAAUGAAUAGUUUAAGGUCAGACAUUAUGCUCCUGAAGGAUCAAAUAACGAAUGACCAACAAGAAAAAGAAAGUCUGGAAAACAGUUUGGCCACAGAAAUAAACACAUUAAAAAAACAGUUACACGUUUAUGAAAAGGAGAAAAGACAUUUUCUUUUGAUGGAAAAUAAACUGACAGACCUUCAGGAAGCUCACCAGAAAGUUUUAAAUCAAUUGGAAGAAACGAACAGAGCAAAAAAAUUAGUUGAAGACUAUAGUAGUGAACUGAAGUCUCGAAUCAGUUCUCUUCAGCAAGAACUGGACAAUAGCGAGGCCGUUCAAAAGGAUUUUGUGCGACUGUCUCAAAGUUUGCAGGUUCAAUUAGAAAAAAUCAGAGACUCUGAUAACCAAGUGAGAUGGCAAUACGAAGAGGAUGUUGAAGAAUGUCCAGGGUGUCGGACUGCAUUUGGAACGACUACAAAAAAGAAAAAGCAAAACUGUAAACACUGUGGACAAGUGUAUUGCACUCAGUGUUUGUCUCAUGUAGUCUACAGCGGCCCUAAUCAAAGGGCUUCUCACGUUUGUGACGUCUGUCAUACACUUCUAGUUAAGUCUUCAGCUCCGUAUUUUAGCACAGAGGUACCACAUUCACCAGGUUGAUUAUUUUAUUAUUAUAAUUAUCUAAAUCAGUUUAAAACUUAGUUUAAAAAGAAAUAAGCUUAUUUAAAUUCAAUUUACGUUUUCAAGAAUGUGUUCACAAAUGAACAAUUGUGGGGUCUUUUGAGGUACAUCACAAACGUUUUCUCAAAAAAUUGUUCUCAUAUAAAUAAUGAUUAUUACUUAACAACUAAAAAAAAGCAAACUGAGUCAAAAUCCUAGUCUUUGAGAGAUAUUACUUUUAUUAUAAAUCAGACUUAAUGGCUGUAUCUGAAACAUUUCGGACUAAAGUUGCAAAGUUAGUACGCUUUAGAAUAAUACAUUAGGUCUGUUAAAUAAAUAACUAUUUUACUUUUGCUUCUUUGACUGUCAAUAUAGAUAUAUUUUUUUUAUUCCAUUAUUAAUGUUGUACAUAAAGUUAAUUAAAAAUUUGAAUAAUGAUAAAUUACUUAGCUUCAUUCGUUAUCUAAAGACCAUUUUUCAUUUCAAUUUGAAACAUAUUCUAUAAAGGGUUCGCACCCAAAAUAUAAUUGUAAUAACGGUCAAAUUUUUUGGGUUAAAUUUCAUAAACGAAUAUCAAAUCUCUGGAUUUGAUUUUUAUAAAAAAAGGAUUGUAAACGGCAGUAUUUGAUAUUCUUUUGAAAAUUCUAGCUUAACAAGGAGUGGUGUAAGGGGCGGGGGUGUGAAGAAAACAUCAAAAAUCAAAAUUAUUUCUUUAUUUUUCAGAUACACAAGAAAAAUAAAAAUUAAAUCUUAAAAG
Agrilus planipennis (emerald ash borer) is the source of this 2924-nucleotide messenger RNA. RefSeq names its product rab GTPase-binding effector protein 1. NCBI's taxonomy places the organism in Eukaryota, Metazoa, Arthropoda, Insecta, Coleoptera, Buprestidae. Gene Ontology annotation, biological process: endocytosis. Gene Ontology annotation, cellular component: intracellular membrane-bounded organelle. Gene Ontology annotation, molecular function: GTPase activator activity; metal ion binding; growth factor activity. The transcript has 13 exons. The record is from RefSeq and is a predicted model, not a curated record. The coding region runs from base 200 to 2167 and encodes 655 amino acids.